CAAGGUGGGCCACAAUCGAGCUCAUUUCAAUAGUCUUCUGCGUGGAUUCAAUCCGGCCAGAAGUGAUCGCCAGGUUGCGCGCUCUGCUUAGGUUGGGUGUCUUUCUCCCAGAUCUUUCACUCGCGCGUUGGUUUACAGAAAAGUCGUGAUCGUUAUCUUCUCGAGCCGGGAUGCUAAUUAGAGUGAUUCCGUUGGUUUGGCUGAUUGCAGUCGUUGCCGGCGGAGAUGGACCAGAUUUCAGCUUUGGAGAUAUGGACUUCUCUAUGGAGUAUUUCAAAGCAGCUUAUAAUGCAUCAACCAAUUGUGUUGUUUCGCCGCUUUCGGUGAGGCUGGUUGUGGCUGCGUUUUACCAAGUGGCUGGGGCCACCGCGGAGCAAAGCCUGCAGCGAGCUUUCUAUUUACCGUUGGAGAAAUCGGUUGCCAGCGACAAUGCGGCUGAGUUUUUGGAAGAAAUCGCAGGUGGUUCUCAGUUGAAAAUUGCCUUCAAAGCAUGGAAAAAUCAGGACCAGCUAUCAGAUGAAUUUGCAACCGCGUUGCGAAAGAUUCUCAAAACAUCACCAGACAAUGUAAGGUUCGAGGACAAUGUCUCCACGGCAAACAGUCUGAACCGAUGGGUGAGUGAAGCAACCGACGGAAAAAUCCAGAAAUUCGUCAGUACAGGAGAUCUAAACAGCAACUCAGACCUUUUUAUAUCGAAUGUCGUGGCACUGACAGCGUCAUGGGCUGAGAAGUUCUCCACAUCAAAAACGGAUCGUCAAAUGUUCGCUUUCGUUAAUGGAGCUCGUCAAGUUGAUAUGAUGCACGAGACAUUAGAAGUUCUGUACAAGAUGGACGAAACCUACCAUGCGAUUCAAAUACCUUAUAGUGAAGAGAGCGAUCUUGCAAUGUGGAUUCUGGCUCCUCGCGGGCCAUCUGGGAACUUUGAAACCCUCAUGAAUUCACUUUCAUCUGGUUUGUUUGAUGAUAUCGAAACAACGGCCAUGCCAAAGGUUGUGGAUAUUUCCCUACCACGCUUCCAGGUUGGAUUCAAUCAUGAGAUCAAGCACAUCAUCCAAAGAAUGGGUUACGGCGCAUUAUUUUCGCAGAAUGACUUCAAUGUUUUCAAAGGACGCAAGUCGCGUUUGAGCGAUCUACGACAGAGUGCCAUACUUACGGUAGAAGAGCAAGGUUUCGAUGUUGCUGCCAUUUCAUCCUCCAGAGCGGACUCCCCUUCCAAAAAUAUUCAGUUCAAUGUGAAUCAACCGUUCGUAUUUAUCAUCAAGAAGAUCUCAACCGAUACGACAAUCUUUGUCGGGCAUUACUCCAACUAUCAGUAAAUUAUUUAGCUCUAAUUGAAGGCAAUAAAAUAGCUUCAAGUGUAAGCGAAAUAACAAA
Molecule: messenger RNA, 1374 nt
Organism: Armigeres subalbatus
Lineage: Eukaryota; Metazoa; Arthropoda; Insecta; Diptera; Culicidae
Product: neuroserpin-like
Exons: 2
Coding region: 171-1316 (381 amino acids)
Molecular function (GO): serine-type endopeptidase inhibitor activity
Source: RefSeq, a predicted model, not a curated record